AUGGCCAAUGGUGAAAAUGUGAUUAGAAAUUGGCUUUUGUAUUCUAAAUCUCUUAAUCGAGUAUUUUGUCUCUAUUGUCGUUUGUUCCCGUCAAAGUCUACAUCAUCUUUGGCCUCAAUAGGAUUUUCAAAUUGGAAACAGAUUAGUGAACGUUUAAAAGAACAUGAAUUAUCUAUUCCACAUACUAAGGCUCAAGAAAAAUGGAUACAAUUACGUAUGGGACUUGAUCUUCAUAAAACUGUAGAUAAUAAUAUACAAGAUAAUUUAAAUAUUGAAAAAGAACGUUGGCGUAGUAUUCUUAAACGUAUUAUUGCAUGUAUAGAGUUUUUAGCAGAACAUAAUGACGCUUUUCGUGGUACAAGUUCUAAAUUAUAUACACCGAAUAAUGGUAAAUUUUUAGGACUAAUACAAAUGAUUGCAAAAUUUGAUAUUAUUAUGGCCGAUCAUUUGAGAAGUGUAUGUAAUGAUGAAAUACAUGAUCAUUAUUUAGGACCUAGUAUUCAAAACGAACUUAUUAGUAUUAUUGCCACAAAAAUACGUGAUGAAAUAAUUAAUCGCGUUAAACAGAAGGAAAUAAAAGAACAAUUACAAUUAAUGAACUUAGACCUGAAAAAUUGCCGUGGCCAAGCAUACGAUAAUGGGGCAAAUAUGGUCGGCCGAAAACAGGGAGUACAAUCUCGAAUUAUUUCAGAGAACCCAAGAGCUUUUUUUGUACCAUGCACUGCGCACAGUCUUAAUUUACUUCUCGGGGACAUGGCAUCGUCUGUACCAGCUGCUAUGACAUUUUUUGGCGUAAUUCAAAGAAUUUAUACAAUGUUCAGUGCUUCUACUGAAAGAUGGACUAUUCUUUUAAAAUACGUUUCAGACUUUACUUUAAAACCAAUGUCAGAUACCAGGUGGGAGUCUCGGGUUGAAUCGAUUAAACCUAUUCGUUUUCAAUUAGGCCAAGUACACGAUGCUUUAGUAGAAGUCAGUGAGUUAACAAAGGAUCCUAAGAUAAAAAGUGAGAGUUUGUCUUUGGCAAAUUAUGAAUUUUCUUAUGAUUUUAUUUUAAGUGUUGUUAUUUGGUAUGAACUGCUAUCUGCUAUUAAUAAAGUUAGUAAGAGUCUUCAGAGUGAAGCUAUGGAACUGAGUAAUGCUGUUCAAUUAUUAAGUGGUCUUAAAGAUUUUUUUAAUAAUUUUAGAGAAAAGGGGUUUGAGUUAUCAAAAAAAACUGCACAACAAUUAUGUGAAGAUAUUGGAACUCAACCAAUUUUUAAACAAUCUAGAGUUCUAAAAAAAAGUAAGCAGUUUGAUUAUGAAUGUAAUGAUACACGAACAGUUUCUAACGAACAAAAAUUUUAUCAAGAUUAUUUUUUGGCAUUGGUAGAUCAAGCAAUUGUAUCAAUUAAUCAACGAUUCGAGCAAUUAUCUGAACAUUCAGAAAACUUUGGAUUUUUAUAUAAUAUUGAAAAUUUGAAGUUAUUUGAAGAUGAAACAUUACGAAAGCAUUGCAUGGAUUUAGAAAUAUUAUUAAAGGACGGUGAAAAUUGCGAUAUAAAUGGAAUUGAACUUUUUGACGAGUUAAAAAUAUUUUGUAGAAUUUUGAACAAACAAAAAACCAGUAUCGAGUGUCUUGAUUCAAUAGAAUCAACAUGUGGUUCAUUUCCAAAUAUUUCUAUCGCGUUAAGAAUAUUAUUAACUCUUCCGAUAACAACUGCAAGUGCUGAGAGAAGUUUCUCGAAGUUAAAAAUCAUUAAGAAUUAUUUGAGAACAACUAUGGUGCAAGACCGACUUUCUGAUUUGGCAAUUAUUUCAAUUGAACGUGAUUUGUGUGAAAAUAUAGACUAUAACGACAUUAUUGAAAAGUUCGCAGAAAUAAAAGCCAGAAAAAUUAAUUUUUGA
Myzus persicae (green peach aphid) is the source of this 1884-nucleotide messenger RNA. RefSeq names its product zinc finger MYM-type protein 1-like. NCBI's taxonomy places the organism in Eukaryota, Metazoa, Arthropoda, Insecta, Hemiptera, Aphididae. Gene Ontology annotation, molecular function: protein dimerization activity. Bases 1 to 1884 code for a protein of 627 amino acids. The transcript has 2 exons. The record is from RefSeq and is a predicted model, not a curated record.